Molecule: messenger RNA, 3420 nt
Organism: Rhizopus microsporus ATCC 52813
Lineage: Eukaryota; Fungi; Mucoromycota; Mucoromycetes; Mucorales; Rhizopodaceae
Product: ARM repeat-containing protein
Exons: 15
Coding region: 1-3420 (1139 amino acids)
Biological process (GO): post-chaperonin tubulin folding pathway; tubulin complex assembly; microtubule cytoskeleton organization
Molecular function (GO): beta-tubulin binding; GTPase activator activity
Source: RefSeq, a predicted model, not a curated record
AUGAACGAAGAGGUGUUUAAUGAAGAAGAGAAAUGUAUAUAUCAAAAGUCCCAUUUUGAAGAUAAAGAGGAUUUCAUGGCAAAUCUCGAGAUUAUCAUUCAAAAUAAAGCAAGCACUCAGGAUUGUUCAAAAGCACUUGUUCGUCUCGGUGAUGUCUUAGAUUUAUACCAAGAACAACCUCAUUUAUUAGAUCCUUUUUUGGAAUCUUUUAUUCAACCUGUCAUGCAGACAUUACGAGAAAAUAUUGACAGCUGGCUGCAGGAAAAUGGAGCCAAUAAAGGUGUGCCUGAAGAUACCAUUCGCUUAUUUCGCUUUUUGUAUCUCCUCACAAAAACAAGAGGAUAUAAAACUAUUGUCAAAUUUAUGCCACAUGAAGUAACUGAUUUGGAGCCAGUUUUUGAAUUUUUAUGCAAACAAGACAUCACUGGUAGCUCUUGGGAGUUGAGAUACAUCUGCUUUAUAUGGUUAUCACUUAUUUGUAUGAUACCUUUCGAUUUGAAGAGAAUAGACAGUGCCAGCCAAUCACAAGACUCGCUGGUCAUCAAAAUGCUAGAUUUAUGCAAAAGAUAUAUUAAAUCUACAGGAAAGGAAAGAGACGGCGCUAGCUUUCUUAUUGCUCGUUUAUUAUCACGGCAAGAUUUGUGUGAUGACCAUCUUAUUCCUUUCAUUGAAUGGGCAAAGGAUAAACUGACCAACACAACCGACGUGUUUGAGGUGGCAGGUAUACUUCAAAGCCUGUGCAUUGUCUAUCAACUCUCACCUCGUCAAACCCUUUUACCUACUCUUGACGAACAUGUUAUGCCAUUAUUAACAAUGCCAAUAUUUGACACAUAUGCCAAUAAUUCACUUAUCAGAAAACUGAGAACCAAGCUAACUCAGCGUGUUGGUCUUGCUUAUCUAAGGCCAAAAGUGGCAGCAUGGAGAUAUCAAAGAGGAAAUCGCUCACUAAAGCAUAAUUUGGAAGGUUUAACCUCAACAGUUGUUGCAAAUCAGCAAAUAAAACACAAAGAGGAUGAUGAUGGCGAAGAAGAAGUCUCAGAGAACCUCGAGAUAAUCAUAGAGAUUCUACUGAACGGAUUAAGAGACAAGGACACCAUUGUAAGAUGGUCUGCAGCCAAGGGCAUUGGACGAAUUACACAAAGACUUCCUCGGGAAUUAGCGGAGGAUGUGAUAAGCUCUCUGCUAGAGCUAUUUAAAGAAAACACAUUUAUAAAAAAAAGCACAAACACUUUAGACUUAUCUGCAGUUUCUGACAGCACAUGGCACGGUGUGUCUCUUGCGGUUGCAGAACUUGCAAGACGUGGAUUACUUUUACCAAAACGAUUAAAGGAAGUGAUCCCAUGGGGCCUAAAAUUCGAUAUCAAAAAGGGGUCUCAUUCAAUAGGUGCACAUGUGCGAGAUGCAUGCUGUUAUGUCUUUUGGGCAUUUGCCAGAGCAUACGCUCCUGAAAUUAUCAAACCCUUUGUUCAGGAAAUUGCCCAAAACCUGGUUGUUGUCUCAGUCUUUGAUCGAGAAAUCAACGUACGUCGUGCAAGCAGUGCUGCCUUCCAAGAGAAUGUCGGAAGACAGGGCAUAUUUCCACAUGGUAUCGAUAUUAUACAAGUAGCAGACUAUUUCUCAGUAGGAAACAGAAAUAAUGCAUUCUUGAAUAUUGCUGCAGAGAUUGCCAAAUUUGAGGAAUAUAGAUAUCACUUGAUCGACCAUCUUAUCAACAUUACAUCUAAGCAUUGGGAUAAAGCGAUGAGAGUUCUCGCUUCGAAAGCCUUGUAUAACCUUGCCCCACUAGAUCCAAUCUACUUUAUGAACUCAUGUCUCCAAUCUUUAAUACCCUCCUGCACAAGUACAGAUAUGCAAAUAUCACAUGGCGCCUUAUUAGCGAUUGCCGAGAUUUCAUUAUCACUAUGGCAGACGAAUGACCCUAAAGUUCAAAAACUAUUUCAUCAACAAGCUCCUUUGCUCGUUCCUAUUCUAUCUAACCUGCCUUUUCGCUCACUUACAACAUUUGGCUCUGAACAUAUACGAGAAGCCGCAUGUCAUUUGAUUAGCUGUCUUUCUGCUACUGGUAUAGCAUUUGAUAACUAUCUUCCAGACGUCAAGAAGAUCAUAUGGAGCUCGCUAGAGCGAAAAGAGGAAAACGUUCAAGAAUUUGCAGUUGUUGCAUUUGGAGCUGUUGCAAAGGCUUUUGGUAUUCAAGGACAAGAAAUUGAAGAGGCGCUGAUAAAGAUUGAAAUGACAAACCCAAUGUAUUAUGCAAGACGAGGGUUCACACUUGCUCUUGGUACUUUAGACUAUGAGCAAUAUCAUGAAUGGCUUCAUGAUGUUUUGAUGCAGCUAUGCAAAGCAUCACAAGUACAGCAAGACCAUCAGGCAAAUGAUGCAGAAGCUAAACGAAAUGCUAUCCUGGGACUGACGCAAAUCUUACGUUCGCUUAAUGAUCAUUUGAAGCAAGGCAACACGGAUCAGCGAGGUGAUGUAGGCUCUUGGGUUCGCGUUGCGACGAUGAAUCUGCUUAGGUUUUUGAUGCCAUGCAUUUCUAAAUUAGAUACCAAAGGUGAAUCAUCAUAUUUGGACAUGCAAACAACAACCCGUUUUGUGGCUGCUCUAUUGAAACAAAGUGUAGAGCGUAUUGAUAAAGUAAGGGCAUGUGCCGGACAAGCCUUGUAUGACCUAAUCUCUGAUGAAGAUAUGAACAUAUCUUCUAAAGAAAGCCUAAAAAAAUACAUUUACAGUGGCCUUAAUUGGUCAGCACCGUCAGAUAUAUACCCAACAAUGGUCCAAUUGUUAAGUAUCUCGGAAUAUAGGUUUGAAUUGCUUACUGGUCUCAUAACAAGCGCAGGUGGCUUAACUGAGUCUUUGGUACGACACUCCAGCACUUGCUUGAUAGAAUACAUGGACAGUUUGCCUAUUGAAGGAUCAGUGGAUUGUUCAUUAACAUCAUUAUUCGAAACACUUGUUGAUAUAUUUAUAAAAUACUUGCGACAAGAGCGUGUUACUUUGCCUCUGCUAGAUGUCCUUGGUCUGUUGUAUGAAUCUGGAACAUUAUUGAAUGUUGCAGAUGAAAAACUACACCUGAAGUUAUUUUUACAAACCAAGAAGGAGACUUUUAAAAGUAAAAACAUUAGAAAGAUUCUAUCCUCGAUUAAAGUUUAUACCGGUUUGGCAUCAUUGGAUAUAGUUGGUAUCAGAGUGAAAGCUUUGCAGCAGCUACUUGCUUAUUUGGUUCACUCGUUUCCUAGGGUUCGUAUUGAAGCAUCUGAUCAACUAUACACUCUUCUUUCAGUAGCAGAAGAAGAUUAUACUGAAGCUAUGGAUAUCAUUACUGGCACAGAUUGGGCACAACCAUUAGAUAUCAUCAAGACGGAAAGAGACAAACUCUAUACCUUAUUGGAUAUCCCAAAGCCUGUUCUGGUUAAAAAAUAA